CCCCACACUCGCACCGCGCGCGGCGGUUUGAAACCCCUCGCCUCCCCCUCUAUUUAUCCCCUCACAGCCCACCAGGACUCGCACCCACUUCACUUCACUUCACUCCGCACAGCGCCGUUCCCCUGAGGCUCUCCUUCCCGUCCCGUCCCACUCCGCCCCAACCCAAUGGCGCUUCGCCAAGCCGUCCUCGCGGUCCUUCUCGCCGCGCUGCUCCCGCAUGCGCUUUCACGCGGGCUGUGGCUUGGUCACGCCCACCGGCACGCGCUCUCACGCGGGUCGGGGCUUGGUCACGCUCACCCACACGGGCCUGCGCACGGGCACGCACCGCUCGGUGGCGGCGCGUGGUCCUCCGCCCACGCCACCUUCUACGGCGGCGGCGACGCGUCCGGCACCAUGGGAGGGGCUUGUGGGUACGGGAACCUGUACAGCCAGGGGUACGGCACCAACACGGCGGCGCUGAGCACGGCGCUCUUCAACAACGGCCUCAGCUGCGGUGCCUGCUUCGAGGUGCGGUGCGACGCGGCCGGCGGCGGGAGCCACUCGUGCCUGCCCGGCUCGGUCAUGGUGACGGCCACCAACUUCUGCCCGCCCAACAAUGCACUGCCCUCUGACGACGGCGGUUGGUGCAACCCGCCGCGCGCCCACUUCGACAUGUCGCAGCCCGUCUUCCAGCGCAUCGCGCUCUACAAGGCCGGUAUUGUCCCGGUCUCCUACCGCAGGGUUGCGUGCCACAAGAAGGGCGGUAUUCGGUUCACCAUCAACGGCCACUCCUACUUCAACCUGGUCCUCGUCACCAACGUGGGCGGCGCCGGCGACGUGCACGCGGUGGCCGUGAAGUCUGAGCGCUCGGCAGCGUGGCAGGCCCUGUCGCGUAACUGGGGCCAGAACUGGCAGAACAGCGCGCUCCUGGACGGGCAGAGCCUCUCCUUCCGCGUUACCGCCGGCGACGGCCGGUCCGUUGUCUCCUCCAACGCCGUGCCGCGCGGCUGGUCCUUCGGCCAGACCUUCAGUGGCGCCCAGUUCACCUGAGCAUCUCUGUUGCCGACGCAGUAGCAGUACUACUCGAUGGUCCUAGUAGUUGUACCCCAACUAGAUCUUGCUGGGAGGCGCCAUGGUUUUAUGAAUGGUGCUUCCCGCAUUAGUUCUUGGGAAUUACCAGUAAUUAGGCCUAGUAUUAGCAUGGGUUUGUGCUGGUGCUAGCCUAGUGUGAGUGUUCUUUCGCGUUUGAGUGUUUUGGCUAGGGAAUUAUUGGAGGUGGUGGUAAGGCUGGCUUGAAGAUUAAUGGAGGCCGCCUUGUAUCACCCGCCAAUGGCCGUUUGGGUUGGGCCUCGCGGUGAUGGCCUUUCUCCGGAGUUGGAGAUGUUUUGUUUGGUGUGUGUUGGUUGUAAUCGACCCUAUCAACUUAUCUUACUAAAAGUUUUAGGGCUGGUU
Messenger RNA from Phragmites australis (common reed), 1431 nucleotides. RefSeq names its product expansin-A5. Lineage: Eukaryota; Viridiplantae; Streptophyta; Magnoliopsida; Poales; Poaceae. The transcript has 3 exons. Bases 166 to 1029 code for a protein of 287 amino acids. Gene Ontology annotation, cellular component: extracellular region. The record is from RefSeq and is a predicted model, not a curated record. Gene Ontology annotation, biological process: plant-type cell wall organization.